This is a messenger RNA of Seriola aureovittata, 5967 nucleotides long. RefSeq names its product intermediate filament family orphan 2b (gene iffo2b). The transcript has 8 exons. Lineage: Eukaryota; Metazoa; Chordata; Actinopteri; Carangiformes; Carangidae. The record is from RefSeq and is a predicted model, not a curated record. Bases 1314 to 2792 code for a protein of 492 amino acids.
AGAUUUUAUUGAUCAUCCGGGGGAAACUAGUGCAGCACAAGCAACAGACGAGUUAAGAAUUAAUAAAGGACAGAGCAGUGUACAGUAAAAGAAUAGUAAACCAUAAACCAUAAUUAGAAAGUUAAAUAAAAGUACAAAUUAGUACAGCAAACCAUAGAUAGCCUAUAAAAACUAUACAGUAAAUUGAAACAAUAUACAGUUCAAUACCUUGGCCAGCGUGAAAUGUGCCUUUUAUGUGUUAAUGUAUAUGCACUUUUACAAUUACUGCAGUUUCUCUUUAUUUCUAAACAGUGACAUACAGUAGAUAUGUGUAUUUAUCUAGUCUAUAUAGGCCAUAUAUAUAUUUAAGUAUAAAAAUACAGGCUAUUAUAUAUAAUAUAUAGGCUACAUAUCAACAUCAGAAAACUUUAUUGUUCAUUACAAGGGAAUGGGAAUUUGUCUUAAGGGGCUCACAGAUAAAAAGGACACACAGUGUAGGUAUAGUAUCCUACAAUAGGCUAGGCUAUAUAAUAAGCCUAUUAUAAGGGAAAGUUCAUAAUUCAAAAGUUUAAAUAAUCCACAAAAUGACGUGUCUCAAUCCAAUGUGUAAAAUGAAUUGGAAAGACAUUGUUGUUACAGUCUACUUUAUCCUAUUAAUUAGGCCUGUGUUUAUAUCUGUCAUUGCUGUCUGUCGGAGUGAGAGAGAGAGGGAGGGAGGUGGGAGGUGCCGAUGUAGGUGAUAGUGCCUAGUUUAGCACUUUGCAACAUGAUCUGUGCACGCCACAGAGAGGCCGGGCUCUGCAGUCCUGCACCCUGCCGUUUCACCGCACCACAUGGAAACUGAAUAGAGCUUUCGAAAACGGGGAAUGAUAACGAAAGGAGGUGGACCGUUUUCCUCUGUCGGCUGGCUAUAUGAACCCGCACAGCAUCAGCUGCUCCUGACAAAGCAAAGGCAAACACAGAGAUGAGGGCGACGGAAAGUAAUGCUGGUGCUUAUUGCGGUCUGCGUCAAACCACUCGCUGCUUCAGGAGAUGAUGCCCUCUGUGCCUCUUAAAGGACUUUCUGGGUUUACUAUUCAUCUCUUGUGAACACCCAUGCUGCAGGGGUCCAUGUUAGUAUCUCGGGGUAAACAUCCAGCAGGGACAGUGAUGGCCACCCCAUCUCCAGCCGCCCAGUCACUCUCAGCAUCUGCAUUGUGAGGAGAAACUCGUCCUGUGGGAGUGGGAUUGUGAAGGAAUAUGCAGGGAUAAAAAAAAAAAACAACAGUUUUUUGUUUUUGCAUCCAAACCAGACAGAGCCAUAGUUGGAUUACCGGGUGUUGUUGUUUACCAACAUGAACUCUAUGUUUUUCUCGGACACUCCGCCCGGUCCGGUCUGCAACGUCCCCACCGGGUCGACCAGCGCCCUGCGAAAUGACCUGGGCUCCAACAUCCAUGUGCUGAAAACGCUCAACCUGCGAUUCCGCUGCUUCCUUGCCAAAGUCCAUGAACUGGAAAGGAGAAACAAACUGUUGGAGAGCCAGCUGCAGCAAGCUCUGCAGAGACCGAAGUACCGCCACCUUUACACCCGCGAAGUUGCAGUGCAGACGGACGGUCCCGAGUCGCGACUGCCGGGAACCAUCUGGAGUUUCACCCACGUCCGGAGGCAAGGGGAGCGCCUUGAGACGGUGCACGGGCCCGGGGUGACGUGGACGCAUCCGGACGGAGUUGGGGUCCAAAUAGACACCAUUACCCCAGAACUGAGGGCUCUGUAUAACGUGCUGGCCAAAGUCAAGCGGGAGAGGGACGAGUACAAGAGAAGAUGGGAAGAGGAAGUGUCCAAACGGGAGCAGAUGGAGUCCACGGUGGAAUCCCUGCAGCAGAGUGCCCGGGAAUCAUCGGAGAUCCAGGGUGAGCUGAGCGAGAAGGUGGACAGACUGAAGGCUGAACUCGUGGUCUUCAAGAGCCUGAUGAGUGAUCAAAUGACUGACUUGGACUCCAAGAUUCAAGAGAAAGCCCGGCACGUGGAUAUGGACAUCUGCAGGCGCAUCGACAUCACGGCCAAACUGUGCGACGUGGCUCAGCAACGCAACUCGGAAGACAUGUCAAAGAUGUUCAACGUCAGUCCAGUCAGGUCGCUCCCAGAGAAGGGGGCUGUGGCCUGCUGCAGGAAGAAAGAGCGUAAAGUGGUGUCAGAUGAGGAGAAUUCAGAGAUGGAUGCCGAGCCCAGCCUUUCAGAGGAGGAGGUCCCCGGGUCGCUCAACAUCACGGAUGAAAUGAAACGCAUGCUAAACCAGCUACAUUGUUCAGAUAACUCCUUUGUUACCAGGCGCGAGACAUUCGAAAUCGACGACGACUGUGACAGUCUGACAUGGGAAGAAAAUGAGGAGACUCUGCUGCUGUGGGAGGACUUCACCAACUACAACGUGCCGUGCGCCAUCGCUGCAACAACCUGCACAGCCAUGGCCCCCAGCGAUGGCAACGGUGAAACCACUGAUCCAGACUCCCAGGAUGGAAGUCUUGGCAGCCUCAUUGAUGAAACGGAGUCACUAUUUAAGACCAGAGAGCAGGAGUACCAGGAGACCAUUGGCCAGAUCGAGAUGGAACUGGCCACAGCAAAGAGUGACAUGAACCGACAUCUGCAUGAGUACAUGGAGAUGUGCAGCAUGAAGAGAGGCCUGGACGUGCAGAUGGAGACCUGUCGACGGAUGAUUAAAGGAGGCAGGAACUCUCCCUCUUUCAGCUCUGUGGCCAGCAGCGACUCAGGGAACACAGAUGAGAUCCAGGACGAGAUUUCGGACAAGGACGUAGAGGCCGAAGUCUCUGUUAGUUGAUGGCUGCAUAACCGGGCUUUGUCCCAUCUCCUCCUGACCACCCCUUGUUGUCAUGGGGGUUAAAUGUGUAUAGAGCUCCACCCUGCUAGAGAGGUGGACCAACUUCAAUCUGGGCCUGUUUGACCUGUUUAAGUUCUGAUGGUCAUGCUCACUGAUGCGGGCCCAGAACUGGUGCUUUUAUACUAUUUCUGUUGUUUAGAAAGUGGUGGUGGUUGUGGGGAUGUGGGGAUGUGGGGGUGUGGGGAGGUGGUGUCUUUGCUUCACAAAGAGAAAAAGGGUGCAUAUAGAGUCCGAGCUGUGCUUUCUUCCUCACUGCUGCCUCGCUGGAUUCUUGUCCAGAGCUUCACAUCAUUUUUGGGGAGAGAAAGAGAAAUUCUCAAAUGUUUUAAACAGGCUGAGAAGUAUUUUCUACAAAUUCUUACCCUAUUAAAGUCCUUUUUUUCUAAAGGAAUUGAAAAUAGUACAUAUUGUGCUUCUUGUUCGGUGAACAACAAAUACAUUAUUCACAGAAAAUAAAAAACAUCCAUCUUUUGAAUUUUAAUAUUCAUUUUAGAUGCAGAAAGUCAGUUCCCCCUUGUUUGGUAUACUGUUUUGUUUUCGUAUUAUUUAAGUCCAGGGGUUGUUUGUGAUCCAGAUUGUCUUCUGCCAAGGAGACAAAACAAGAAGUGGAGACAAAUGGUGUUGGAGUUCUGGUGGUUUCUGAGGGAACUCUGCAGGGUUGCCAAAGCUGACAGAGGAAAGGAGCACAGCCUUUUGAUGCAUCAGUGCACUACUGACGUUCUAUGCAAUUUAGCUGGCCUUACUUUCAGACUGGCUUUCACCCUUCAUCAUUUCUCUUCACACCAAUACAAUUAGCCUUUUAAGCAAAGCAGGUGUUUUCUAUGUAUCAUUUCGAGAAGUUUUUUUUCUGUGUGUGUGUGUGUGUGUGUGUGUGUUUGAGUGUGAAAAAAUCUAUGUAUGGGACAUUUGUUUUUUUCAUGGACACCAACAGUAAAAAAGUGGAACAGCGCCCCCCCUUGAACAAAGGACAAAAAUCUUUGCUCAUGACAAUAAUAUAGAUGCUACUUGAUAAUGAAACAAUCAGUUCAUUGCUCCGAUUAAGGUGUACUUUACUGGGGAAACAUUGUUCUCAUCUUGUGCAGUUUACUUUGCACACAUCAAGACAUAUCAUCGUAGAUGUCUAAAAUGCAUUAGUUUUUAUGAAAUAGAUCGAAUAAAUUGAAGUUAUCAAAGCCAAACAAGGCUCUGAAACCUCUUAAGAAAAACCAAAGGACUCAUUUUGAAAAGUUUCCCUUUCACACAAUCAUUCACACACAAUCCUAAUUUUCAUUCAUUGUUUUUUGGAGAUAGAUUUCUUUGGUUAUGUUUGGUGUUAUUCUGGUGUAGUUUCCUGCUGUCCUGCAGGGGACUCUGUUCCAGAUGGGUGGCACAUCCUGCUUUGUCUCUUCUGAAUCGGGGCUACAAGUGUCAGACUGUACAUAGAGAGCUGUAGGCAUGUGAUCGUAUACCCCAGAGGCCUUUUUGUUCAUAUUAGUCUUUUGCAACAGUUUGAGAUGUCUCACAAUUUCGCUUUUCAGUGCUUCCACUGGAUUAGCGUAGAAACUGAUCGGCGCAUGGGGACAGAAGUGAUCUUUUUAUCACCUCUUUGUAUUAUAAUGUAUGUACGGUUUGCUGGAUCAAAGAUUAAGUGCUACUUCUAUCUUGGAAGAUUUACAGAAGCAGAAUGUUAAAAUACAGGCCUUUUGUUAUUUCAGCAUGUUUCUGUGGAGAAAAGGAGCUAUGGAUCUUUUUUUAUAACAUUAUUUUUUGAACUAAAUAGCUGCAAUGCAGACUGUGCGCUACGUUUUUAAUCAAAACAGUGUCUAUCCUAAUCAUUGAUUAAUUGUAUUUGUGGCAGAAAAUGUAUUUUUCACUGUUUUUAAUCAUUUUAUGUUAACCAAAAAGUGUGUUAAUGUCACCAUAUUCAGCUUUUAUUAUAUUUUCAGGAAUAUUAAACUUGUUCCAGAUGUUUUGGUCAUUUAUUGGCCGUAUCAGAUCACCCAUCAUAAAAACCAAUUGAUUAUAUCAGACAAUAGUGAGGGACAGUCUUACUCGCAGAGAAAACGCCACAUGCUUUUUUUGUUUGAGUUGAUGUAAAACCAGCCUGAUAAGUGACAAAGAGCCAUUCUUUUAUUGGUACUGUACUUUGCAGCGGUGACAUCCAACACAUCAUUUAUUGAUUGUAUGGCUGUAACAUCCAAAAAAAAAAAACAGCAGGUCUAACUACACAUCACGCUGUCUUUCUCAUCACUCUGACCAUCACACUAACCAGCCAACCAAAGCAAAUAUGUACAGUAACAUACGACAAAGAUGUAAAUCAAGCUAUGAAUCCUACUAACUCAGUCUCAGUAUUUGUACAGGCCUACCACAGAUGUGUUAGUUUGCAGAAUCAUUCAUUCUCGCAAACUAUUGGACAUUCAGUGUAUUAUCUUCACUCUCCCAUCACUUGAAGCAGGUCAGAUUCCAGUUAUAUCAGUUGAAAAUACUGUAGCAACCCUCCUUGUUGAAUGUAGCUUGAUUGGAGGCAUCCUCUAAAGACCUUACAAGUAAAUGCUGAGCAAAAAAAAAUUGUAGCUUUUUAAAUCCAGGGAUAUAUGGUGUGCUGUUACUUCAUGGAGACCUUGGUAUGUUUUGCUUUACUAAACGGGUUCUUACCUGUAUGUGACCUUGGUGUAUGUAAAUUAGGUCCUGGUGGAUGUGAAUGUUUCAUACUAAAAGGGUUUUAUACGAGUGGUUUUUAUCAGCGUUGCACUGGGAAUAUAUGGUUGUGUUAACUGUCGUGUCAACAAACGGUUUUACAUGUUCACUUGCAUACCUGUUUGCUGUCAUUAUCACCUUCACUUUUGGUUUAAUAAACACGACGGGGAGAUAAAAAGGUGCAGCAAUACUUGUGGCCAUAUUUGGGUAAAGUCUACUGAAGUGUGUUGGAUACUGGUCUUUGCGUUUAAUUUGCAUCACAGGUCACAUCCUGUUGAUCCAUUUUAAGUGGUUGGUUAAUUUAAUUGCUUUUCCUUCUUUCUUUUUGUUUACACUAUUGAUACAAUGUAUUCAAGUGGGUCUGGGGCAAAAUUAUGAAUGUACUCAAUUGAUAUUGGGGUAAAAUGAAAUAAAAUGGUGGAUUGGAUAAAAAUCAAGA